GCAUGGAGGCGGCUGCCAUAGAAAUCCGUGGCCCAUGCAACUGCCAUGGCUGGCCAUGGGCUGACGGAGAUCCCGGCUGUUCAAUGGAAACAAAGGAUCAAGAACCUGGGUGAAUCUCACAGCUGGCAAGCUGCCGUGCAGCUUUGUGUGGACCUGAGAUAUGCACAGCUAGAAGUUGAUGGUGAGAUCUUUGGGGCUAUGAUACAUGCAGGAACCAAAGCUCGAGCUUGGAACAUGGCUUUGGGGCAUUUGGUGGAGAUGACCCAAGUCAAACUGGUUCCCUACGUGGUCAGUUGCAACAGCGCGGUCGCGAGCUGUGCGAAAAUGAGGGCAUGGAGCAUUGCAACACUUCUCCUAGGAACGAUGGGCAAGUGCCGAGUUCCGCUGAAUGCAUCCAGUUUCAGCAGUAUCAUAGCCACCAUUGACGGAUCUCGAACUCGAACUUCGGCUUCUGAGGCUGGACCGUGGUUCACCGUGUUGGACAUCCUGACGACGAUGCAGACAUCAGCCAUUCUCCCAGAUGUGGUCAGCUGCAGUAGCAGCAUACGUGUUUGCGAUGCAUCAGGUCAUUGGCAGAAAGCACUGACUUUGUUCUGUGAUAUGGACGCCCCAAAUGCCGUGAGCCACAGCAGUUGUGGAGAAACCAGGUGGCCCUUGGCUCUGCAUUUGCUGCACAGGAUGAGUGGGCAGAGCAUUUUGCAUACAGUUAUCAGCUAUGGAUCCUGCAUCAGCAGUUGCCAGAAGAGCGGGCAAUGGCUGAUGUCUUUGAGGCUCUUAGUAGAAAUCCCAAAGCAGAAAUUAGCAGCGAAUGCCAUUUGCUUUGGCGGCGUGAUCAGUGCUUGUGAACAAGUUGGGAACUGGCAGAUGGCAUUGCUACUGCUACAGCGCAUGGGUGAGGUACAAGCAACCCCAAAUCAGAUCACCUACAAUGCUGCCAUUAGCGCAUGUUCCAGGGAUGGGCAGCUGACAAUGGCUUUGCAACUCUUAGCAGAAAUGACGCAGCUACGCUUGGCGAAUGUGGUUGCCUACAGCAGUUGCAUUGCCGCAUGCGAGAAGGGUGGUCAUUGGCAGAUGGCUUUGCACCUUCUGACCUUGGAGGAAUGGGGUCCAAACGUGGUGAGCUUCACCAAUUGCAUGAAGACUUGCGAGAAGUGCAGCUACUGGCAGGUCGCAGUGGACUUGCUGUCAGCAAUGGUGACAUCGUCGCUGGUGCCAAAUGUGGUGAACUUCAACUGUGCCCUGAGCUCAUGUGAGACUGGAGGCAACCUGGCCUUGGCAUUCCAGCUCUUUGCAACAAUGCAGAAGAGGAGGGUCAUUCCUGACAUCAUCAGCAUCAACAUUCUCAUGGACACCUGCACCUUCACUGGUCGUUGGCACCUGGCCCUAAAUCUUCUGUCAGCUGUGCCUUUGCUGCGGGCAAGCGCCAAUCACAUCAGCUUCAACACGGUGAUUAGCGCUUGCUGCACGUCUUGGCAGUGGCGAAGAUCCUUGGAUGUGCUGUCGCGGAUGGGCCAUGGGCUGGAGCCCAAUGACAUCACUUGCAGCGCCUGCGUCAGCGCGUGUGGAAAGGCCUGGCGUUGGCAGAUGGGGCUGGAACUUUGCACCGCUGAGGCUGGGCUGCGAAGCUUGGUCUUGUGCAGCUGUGUUGUUGCAUGCGACAGCGCAGCUGUGCAACGCAGCGAGCUUCUGAGUGCAGUGGCCGCAGUCCAAAGAGAUCACCUCAGAACACUGGUGCGGUCUGUUGCAUCAGGGCGUGUGGUCAAUGGUUUUCUGGGCAAUGACUGGGUUGGUCCCUCAGAUUUGAUGAAUAUCAAGCCGUGCAAAAAAAAACGCGGUGAUCCCUCGCGAUAUGGCGAGGUGUUGGCGUUCUUGUAUCGAUACUUGGAGCUUGAUCCUGAGAAGAUUGAGAAGUCCUAG
Messenger RNA from Cladocopium goreaui, 1917 nucleotides. The record is from the annotation of a GenBank genome assembly. Lineage: Eukaryota; Dinophyceae; Suessiales; Symbiodiniaceae.